UGCAAAGACUGGAAAAGGCAAAACUAGAAAGGCAAGAAAACUCCAGGUUAAGAUUUCUUCUAUGGUUCUGCCUUCAUCCUUCCAGAGCGCCACUGAUCAUGCUCCCUAAUGAAAGGCAGAAAGGAAAAAUAUCUUAAACUCUCUCUCCUGAAGCUCUGAGCUUUCAAAUGCAAAUACCUUCUCGAAAUGAGAUAGACUGGAUUCAGCCCCCACCUCCCCCCACCCCCCAUUAUAACCCAACUGUAAUUCUUAUACUCCGGGCUCCAGCUGUACCUCCUUGUCAAGAAAGAUGGUUUCGGGUUGGACGCAGUUGUAGCAGUCGCGGUUUCCAGGAGGAAGAGAGAGUCGAUGUGCAGCAGUAGCAGCCGCAGCUAGUCGCUCCUGUCAGCUGAAGUGGCGCUAGGCAAGGGGCACGGAGCAUGAUCUCACACAAGCACUUUAGUACUCAGGAGACCCCCACAUCAGAAAGCUGCUGCUGCUGCUGGCUGAGCGCACAGGCUGCCUACACCAGACCUCCUAGAACUUCUCAGCUGAGCCAGCGGCUGCGCAACGCACAUGUCUGAAGGAGUAGGUAGAAGCAGAGCGGCGCAACGCACAGGGGAUUUACAAAAAUCCUUUUUCUGGCCGAACAAGGACAGACAUUAAGGCAUCUAUUAGUGAUUCGAAGGAUAUACACCAAGAGUAAACCUUUCGCUUCAAGAGUCUACAAAUUAUUUGGCUCCCUAUUGAAAGUUCCAAGCUGAAACUUUUGGGAUUGUCACUCAUAUAUUUUUUAAAGAAAAGAAAAAUGAAGAUGGGAAAACAUGAGUUGUGUCAUUAUCUUCAGAUUAUAGCUAUUUUCUUUUGUCUUUCUGGAAUAAGCCAAGCUGAGCUUUCAAUGUCUACAUCCAAGCCUUACAUUCAACCAGGGAGGUCAAGAACAAAGCGCAGCUGGGUGUGGAAUCAGUUCUUUGUAUUGGAGGAAUAUACAGGUACAGAUCCUCUCUAUGUGGGCAAGCUUCACUCUGAUGCGGAUAGAGGAGAUAAUGCCAUCAAAUAUGUCUUGACAGGGGAAGGGGCAAGUUCCAUUUUCAGUAUUGAUGAGAAUACUGGAGAUAUUCAUGCUUCAAAGAGGUUGGAUCGGGAGGAACAAGCCUACUACACACUGCGGGCCCAGGCUCUUGACAGGUUAACAAGCAAGCCAAUGGAACCCGAGUCUGAGUUUGUCAUUAAAGUACAAGAUAUAAAUGACAAUGAGCCUAAAUUUCUGGAUGGCCCUUACACAGCUGGAAUUCCCGAAAUGUCUCCUGUUGGAACGUCAGUGCUACAAGUUACAGCAACAGAUGCAGAUGAUCCAACAUAUGGAAAUAGCGCCAGAGUUUCCUACAGCAUUCUUCAAGGUCAACCCUAUUUUUCAGUGGAGCCAAAGACAGGAAUUAUUCGAACAGCCUUACCUCAUAUGGACAGAGAAGCCAAAGAUCAGUAUCUUCUUGUAAUACAAGCAAAGGACAUGGUGGGACAAAUGGGAGGAUUAACAGGAACAACUUCUGUAACAGUCACACUUACAGAUGUCAAUGACAACCCGCCAAGAUUUCCUCGCAGAUCUGAUCAAUAUUAUGUUCCAGAAUCUUUACCUAUUGGUUCGACAGUGGCUAAAAUAAAAGCAGAUGAUGCUGAUAUUGGGGUCAAUGCAGAAAUGGAAUAUAAGAUAUUAGAUGGUGAUGUGGACGGCAUGUUCAAAAUUACAGUUGAUAAAGACACCCAAGAAGGAAUUAUUACAACAAAACAAGAGCUGGAUUAUGAAUCAAAGACAAGUUAUACCCUAAGGAUAGAGGCAUCAAACAAACAUGUAGAUACUCGUUUUCUCAGUGUAGGCCCCUUUAUGGAUACAACAACUGUGAAGCUUGUUGUAGAAGAUGUGGAUGAGCCACCUGUGUUUUCGUCAAGAUUUUAUUCAAUGGUGGAGUCAGAAGCAGCAAAAGUAGGAACUAGUAUUGGAACAGUAACAGCACAUGACCCGGAUGCAACCAAUAGCCCAGUGAGAUAUUCAAUUGAUCGUAAUACGGACCUGGAGAGAGUUUUCAACAUUGAUGCUAACAGUGGGCUUAUUACCAUAGCAAAGCCUUUGGACAGAGAGACUAAUGCUGUCCAUAAUAUCACAGUAUUAGCAAUUGAGAGUCAAAAUCCUGCACAGAUUGGUAAAGGAUUUGUUGCAAUAAGCAUACUGGAUAUUAAUGAUAAUGCACCUGAAUUUGCAAAUGAAUAUGAGACUACAGUUUGUGAGAAUGCUUCCCCUGGAAAAGUUAUUCAGGAAAUACGAGCAGUUGAUAAAGAUGAUCCAUCAAGUGGCCAUUGGUUUUAUUUCACUUUGCCAGCAGAUGCCAGCAAUGCCAAUUUUACUUUGCAAGACAACAAGGAUAAUUCAGCAUCAGUCGUAACAAGAAGAGGUGGAUUUCGGAGGCAGGAACAGUCUGUGUUUUAUUUGCCCAUUGUGAUUGUUGAUAGUGGAUCUCCAUCCCUCAGCAGUACAAAUACCCUGACUAUUAGAGUCUGUGAUUGUGAUGCAGAUGGUUUGGCCCAGUCUUGCAGUGCUGAAGCAUACACGUUACCAGCUGGUUUAAGCACUGGGGCGCUGAUAGCAAUUUUAGCUUGUGUCUUGACUUUACUUGUGCUUGUCCUUCUAAUUGUGACCAUGAGGAGACGGAAAAAAGAACCAUUAAUAUUUGAUGAAGAAAGAGAUGUCAGAGAGAAUAUUGUAAGAUAUGAUGAUGAGGGCGGUGGUGAAGAAGACACUGAAGCAUUUGACAUGGCUGCUUUAAGAAAUCUCAAUAUUCGAGAUAGCAAAACAAGGAGGGAUGUGACUCCAGAAAUCCAGUUCUUGAGCCGACCAUCCAUUAGAAGUGCACCAGACAAUGUCAUUUUCAGGGAAUUUAUCUGGGAAAGAUUGAAGGAAGCUGAUGUGGAUCCAUGUGCACCACCUUAUGACUCCCUGCAAACAUAUGCAUUUGAAGGAAAUGGAUCUGUAGCAGAAUCUCUAAGUUCUCUAGAGUCAAACAGCUCAAACUCUGAACACAAUUAUGAUUAUCUGAGUGACUGGGGUCCUAGAUUUAAAAGACUUGCAGAUAUGUAUGGCAAUGGGGAGGACAUCUUGUAUUCAUAGCAUUGGAACAUCUUCUGUAUAUUAUUGCACUGAAGAUAAACUCAGUAUUGACUAAUACGUAUAUGUACAUUUGUCUAACAUUUUAGGAUUAUCAUUUAUGAAACCUUUCUUUAUCACUAAUGCCCUAUGGACUCCACUGAUCAGGCCUCCUUUUAUAAACUCCAACCAAGUGUAAAUAUUACCAAAGUGUUUAUUUUUGAAUCUGUAGAAGCAGCUAAUUCAGAUUUUAUUAGCAAUCAGCAAAUUUAGGGGCUGAUUUUGGUAGCUGGGAAUUAAUGGUUUUUUUUGCACAUUACAUUAGAGCAUUUGAAAUACAUAGUGUGCUUAAAGAAUGUUAUUACCGUAUACUUUACUGGAAAAUUACUUUCCAAUAUAACUCCUGGAACAAAUAAAUCCCCUGCAAGAUAAAUACGUUUCUUGCUGUUGGAGCGAAAGGACACAUUCUUGUAUGUUUAAACACCUGCUGCUCAUAAACAAAAUAGGGCCAUGGUAUGAAGGCAAAUUGAGCUUUUAGAAACACAGUCUAGUAAUUUUAAAUAAUUUAUAUUCAAUUAUGGUAUAUAAGCUUAUACAGAAGCUUUGCAGAACACUGUAACAUUUUGUUACAUUUUUAAAGCAAGCUCUUGUUCCAUUGACUAUAUUUAAGCCCUCAGUUUGUACUAUUGAUUAUAUUGGUUAUAAGAAACUAGCAACGUUUUUGUUAUCUGCAUUACAUAAUAUAACAGGCAUCAAUAACAAUUUAAAGAAUCAGUAUACCUCCUUUUCAACAUAAGUUUAAUGAAUAGGGAGAGCAUGUGCCCAAAAAAGUUUUUUGCCUGGUUUUAAUCAUUUUUUAACAAAAGACUAAAGCUACACCAUGUUUAGUUGUUUGAGGUAGAUAAUUAGAUUAUGAAUAUACAACUCCCUUCCUUCCCAUAUUGUGACUGUUUUGUUAUAUGGAGUCCAGUAUGUAGGAUUAUCUAUGUACUGGCAAACUAUGUUCCUUGCAAGGACCAAACAUGGAGUAGCUUUGAUUUCCCCAUUUACCCUCUUUAGUUCAAGAAAUAACAAAAACCAUAUUGUUAUACUCAUAUGUACUGUUCAUGAGUAAAGCAAUAAGCAAAAAGUAUGUUCAGCAGAAAUCCUACUUAUUGAACUCAUGUUGAAUUGUGGGGGGGUGGGGGGAAGGGGGUAAACUUAUGAGUACAACGGGUUUAUAAGAGAGAAAUUCGUUUAAACAUAAUGGUAAACCACCACUAACAGGCUUUGGUGCAUAUUUAAGAACAUUGUGAUGCAAACAUUAUUUUUAUAAACAUGUAUAUUUAAAGUGUCAAUAUAUUCCACAGCACUGUACCAUAAAAGAUUGCGCUAUCUAUGUUUAGAUGUAUACAAAGACACUAACCAGUACAGGAGGUCAAGAUAAGCUUACUUAUUAAGGCUUAUGUUAUAAAAAGGAAUAGGGAUAUAAUACAUGAAUGGGGUAAAUAAGUACUAUGUUUGCUAUAGGUCUGAUCACCUAUAGCAGCCAAUAAGCAGGUAGCAUUACCAUGAUAGAGGUAAUUAGAAUUUUGGAAACAUCUUACGUGAUUAAUUGUUAUAUGUAUUUUCCCUAGGCAAAAGGAAUGUGCGUAAGUUAUUGACUAAUUAUGAGGCGUAAAAGAGAUUUGAGAUAACCCAAAGGCAUGAAGCUUGGGAGGAGCAAGUUAUAUUGGAGUUAUUAACUGAAAAGAGAUUUCAGGGAUGUUAUGGGAUGCCACCUGACAUUUUAUUGGUAUUAAGUGUUUCUGCUUCUGUAGAUCAAUCAACAUCCUAUGUUGCUUUCUGUCUUUUCCAGAAUAUUGUACUCAAUUAGAUUAUGCCA
Molecule: messenger RNA, 4979 nt
Organism: Xenopus tropicalis (tropical clawed frog)
Lineage: Eukaryota; Metazoa; Chordata; Amphibia; Anura; Pipidae
Gene: cdh7
Product: cadherin 7
Exons: 12
Coding region: 788-3139 (783 amino acids)
Biological process (GO): homophilic cell-cell adhesion; cell-cell adhesion; cell adhesion
Cellular component (GO): membrane; plasma membrane
Molecular function (GO): calcium ion binding
Source: RefSeq, a predicted model, not a curated record